This is a messenger RNA of Telopea speciosissima, 1186 nucleotides long. RefSeq names its product F-box/kelch-repeat protein At1g80440-like. Lineage: Eukaryota; Viridiplantae; Streptophyta; Magnoliopsida; Proteales; Proteaceae. The transcript has a single exon. Gene Ontology annotation, biological process: regulation of phenylpropanoid metabolic process; negative regulation of cytokinin-activated signaling pathway. Gene Ontology annotation, molecular function: protein binding. The record is from RefSeq and is a predicted model, not a curated record. Bases 36 to 1103 code for a protein of 355 amino acids.
UGUUCUGUGCUUAGCAAAAAAACUUAUAUUAGGCGAUGGAGUUGAUUCCUUGUCUUCCCGACGAAAUCGCUCGCGAGUGUUUAAUCCGAGUACCUUACAGAGGCUUCUCUACGGUUUCGGCCGUUUGCAAAGGCUGGAAAGAAGAGAUCGAAUCCCUACAGUUUCAGCAGCAGAGGCAAGCCAAUGGCUUGACUCGACCAAUCGUUGUGCUCACACAAGCUGAUUCCACCGGAGCUUCCGCUGGUGCUACCAAGAAUUUAAUCCCACCUUCUUAUAGGCUCACGAUUUACGAACCGGUUACCGGCGCAUGGACUAAGCUACCGCCGUUACCUGGAUUUUCCGACGGUUUACCGUUGUUCUGUCAAUUCGCCGGUGUUGGCCGGAAAUUGGUGGUUAUCGGUGGGUGGUAUCCGGGGACUUGGGCGGUCUCCAAAUCUGUUUUCGUUUACGAUUUCGUGUCGGCGAAGUGGCACCAAGGGGCCGACAUGCCCGGUGUAUCACGCUCGUUCUCUGCAUGCGCAUCAGAUUCCGAUCGGAUGGUGUUUGUUGCUGGAGGCCAUGAUGAUGGGAAAAAUGCCUUGAGAUCUGCAAUGGUGUAUGAUGUGGCUAAAGACGAGUGGGUCCUACUCCCUGAUAUGGCACUACAAAGGGACGAGUGCAAAGGAAUCUUCCAUGGUGACAAGUUCCACGUCAUCGGUGGGUAUUCCACCGAUAUGCAAGGUCGGUUUGUGAAGAGUGCCGAGGCUUUUGAUGUCACCACGUGGCAGUGGGACCAGGUGCAGGAGGACAUGUUGGAGGAGGGAAUCUGCCCAAGGACCUGUGUGGCCGGUGACGUGGGGAAAUUCUACAGAUGCCAGAGUGUCCAUGUGACAGUUUUAGAAGAAAGUGGGUCCUGGCGAGCAGUUGCGGAGCUGCCAUUGGAUGUACGUGUGGGGCCAUGCCUGGUGACAUGGCAGGGAAAGUUAUUGGUACUGGGAUCGGCUACGCAUGGUGGGCGCCACAUGGCAUAUGCGUUGGACUUGCAACGUUACACGUGGACAAGAGUUGAAGCUCCGGAGGAAUAUACGGGUCAUGUUCAGGCAGGGUGUUGCUUGGAGGUCUGAUAUAGCUUAAGGGUUUGUUUGGUUGUAUGUUGUGAAUUGCAACUUUAAAAAUUUAAAGAGUUCAAGUUUUUUUUUUUUUUUUU